AUGCGAGUGGCCUUAUCACCCUUCUUGAGACGGCAGAUGACAGUGAUAGGCUUCUUCUUCUCAGGGAAGUAUUCCUCAAGGUGGAAGGACUCUGUUGUACCCCAAAGGGCGGCAAUCUUGUUCUUGAAUCUGAUCGUCGGCCUCUUUUUUAAUGACCAGGGCGUGGGCAUUCCGACCCUCCUCAAGCUCUUUGAUGCUGUGCGAGAGCUUCUCAAUGUCCUGAUUCAGAAUAGUCUCCGCGCUCUCAUGUUGGGCUUCAAGCUCCUUGAUCUUGGCAGUGGCCUUGUUGUGCUCGUUGGUCUCGCUCUGGAGAGACUUGGUGAGCUUGGCCUUUUCCUUGUCCCAUCCAAACUGGGCAAUUUGAGCAUUGGCCAACUCAUCGGUCUUCUCGUCAAGCUGGGCCUGCAGGCUCUCGUGGUGCUGCUCAUAUUGGCUCUUACGGAAGACACAGUCCAUCUCAAGGACGGCCCCCGCCAUGCGGUGUCGUUCUCUCUCAGCAUGCAGUCUGCGGUUCAGGGAGCUGAUCUUUUCAUCUUUCAUGAUCUUCCACUCUCCCAGAAGUUGAUGGUUGAUGAGGUUGAGCGCUUGCCCCCACUCGAGGCUCUCCUGGACAAAGUGACAGGCGUUGAAAGCUCUUUCGCGGGCAUGGUCUCGUUCGAGCUUGACAUCUGCGAUCUCUUGGAUCUUGAGCUCAAGAGCAGACUUUUCAUCCUCCCACAAAACAUGAACAUUGGCGUAAAGGCGCUUGGCUUCGAUUUCAUUCUCGAUAGCUGCAUCUCGCUCACGUUCGGCUGUGCGGCGGUCUUUCACCGCCGCAUCCUCACGAUCAGUGGCAUCCUUGCGAUCAGCCAGGGCCUGUCGCAGAAUUUCGUCAAAGUGGGCUUGUUUCUCCUCCAGAGUCUUCAAGUAGUCGUUCAGUUGCGUGUUUGUGGUAUUAAGAAUGAGGAUGUCCUUUUCAGCUUCGCUAAGCAGCUCGGCCUUGAUCUUCAAGUCGCGCUUAUGGUCAGAGCAGAGCAUGGAAAGCUCGGCAAACUUCUUCGUGAGCUCAAUAUUUUCCUCCCGGAAUCUCUUGUUCUCCUUUUCCAAAUCUUCAGCCUUCUUUCGCCAGGCAUCAGACUCGACCUUGGCAAUGCGUUCACAUUUGCGGGACUCGCGUGCUUGCUCCUGGGCAAGGGUAAGCUGAGCAGUCAGCCUGACAACCCAAUCCUGGAGCUGAGUGAUAUCCCGGCGAUGAGUCUCAAUUUGCCUGUCACGGAUGAUCAACAGCUUCCCUGCAACCUCAGCUUUGGCUUCCUGAGCGUCACGCUCCUGUGCGAGCUUGACCAUCCGGAAGCGGGCUUGGCCCAGCUCACAGUUGGCAAUUUUCAGCUGGCCCUCAAUCUCAACGCGGCGCUUCUCAGCGGCCUCAAACUUGGCAAUUGCAACGGCCUUGUCAUGUUCAGCGGAAUCCAGUUUUGUGAUGACUGUGGUAAGCUCUUCGAGCAGUUUGUCGCUCUCGGCGAGGGCGAUGUGAAGGUCGAAGAACUCGUUGUCGCGGAUCAUGGUGGUGUCGAUGUCAUCAAGGGUGGAAAGCUCCCUCUGGUGGACCUCAUGCUUGUUGAUGAAGUUGUCGAGAUUGAAUCUUUCAGCGAGAGCAGCGAUGGUCUCAGGCUUGACCAGACGGGGUGGUGGGAUUCGGUUCACCACGGGCUUGGUUGGCUUGAUCCAGGGAAUAAACUCGGUCUUCAUAAUGCCGUGGGUGUUACCGUUGCUGGUGCCGUUGUUGGUACCAUUGCUGUUACCGUUGGCACCAGCGACGGAGUUCUCUGUCAAUGCGAGCUGGGCCGGGGCCGGAAUCGGGGCUUGAACUGCUGCAACCAUCUUGAAGACGUUUGGUAA
This is a messenger RNA of Penicillium verhagenii, 1878 nucleotides long. RefSeq lists its product as uncharacterized. NCBI's taxonomy places the organism in Eukaryota, Fungi, Ascomycota, Eurotiomycetes, Eurotiales, Aspergillaceae. The record is from RefSeq and is a predicted model, not a curated record. The transcript is spliced from 4 exons. Bases 1 to 1878 code for a protein of 625 amino acids.